This is a messenger RNA of Gryllus bimaculatus (two-spotted cricket), 4040 nucleotides long. Lineage: Eukaryota; Metazoa; Arthropoda; Insecta; Orthoptera; Gryllidae. The record is from the annotation of a GenBank genome assembly.
ACAUUUCUCGUAACGUAUUGCUCACAGUGUAGCGCAUUUUAGUCUGGUGUAGUCUGCUGGCAGCAAAGAUGAAACGUUUUAGCGGGCCUUCUACUUUACUGCUCUCCGGAGCAUCUAUAACUGUUUAUUUCUUAAUGAAUUAAAAAGAAACUAAUUGUGGUUUUGUUUGAAUUAACUUAAAAUAUCUUGGCGAAAAAUAAUUGUAUAUAUUCAAAACAAGGAAUAGAGUUCCGUAAAGAACGCCUUAGAAGAACUUUCAUAAAACCACAAAAAUAGAAUCUGAAGAACAGUUAUAUUUAUGGCAAAAAUGGCACUGAAGAACAGUUAUAUUUAUGACAAAAAACCCACUCACAUACACGCACACACAAAUCCCCCCCUCCAAAUUUGUCACUAGAUCCGCCAUGGGUAUGAUAAUGUAUCCACCCGUUCGAGCGCAGCACUGAGGCAGGGCUAAAUGCGAGAUUUAGUACGAAGAUUAGUUCUGGCGAGCCAAGCAUCACCAAGCGUGAACUAUGUUAUGUCAUGAAAGUGAUCUUAAUUUCUGUCAUAGUUGGACGUUGUUACGUGACGUAACUUACAUCAUGACUCGCCUAUAACCAUUCUUUACAAGUUAACCUUUCAUCUAUUUGAAAUUAAUUUUGCCAUGCCAGUGAAACUUCGAGAAGUUUAUCUUUUCAAGGCCCAAACAGAUGAUGACAAUGAUGAAUUUUCAUUUUCUAAGGUUAUUGAAGACACUGGCUUUCUUCCGAAAACCAUACCGGUAUUAGAUUUCGAAUAUUGUAAUUUAGAACUUUUGAAAGAUUGUUUGGCGAGACCGGCUGAUUAUUCCGGUAUUAUUUUCACUAGCCCAAGAGCAGUGAAAGCAGUAGUUAAAUGUUUAGAAUCAGCAGAAAAUUGUUUACCAGAAUGGAAAGAACACUCAAUGUUUGUUGUUGGUGAAUCAACCAAAAGAAUAUUAAAAAAUGAUUUGGGUUUAAUAGGGCGAUGUGGAAGUACAGAAAAUGCUCAGGGUUUGGCAGAGUGUAUCACACAAAAAUCUUACAACCAUCCACUAUUAUUCCCAUGCAGCGAUAUAAGAAGAAGUACUUUACCUUUAUGUUUAUCUCAGAAAAAUGUGCCUUACAGAGAGAUUACUGUGUAUUGCACACAAAAAAACCCUUGCCUGGAAGAAAUGUUGUGUAACGUUACUAAUGGAGGAGAAGAAUAUCCAGAAUAUUUGGUGUUUUUCAGUCCUUCAGGAGUAAAACAUUGUCUUCCGAUUUUGUUCCAGUUGAGCAUUCCACUCGGUGAUACAAAAAUUAUUGCUAUUGGGAAUGCAACAGCCUCAGCACUGAAAGAAGCAAAUAUUAUUGUAUGGGCUUGUUUGUCUAAGCCAGCUCCCCAAUGUCUUCUUGAAGCUCUUUUAGGUGAAGUGGUAAAAACCGAACGAGAUCAUCAUUAAUUUCCUUUUUAACUUAGCUUAUGUUUUAAUUUUAGGGUGAGGAGUAGCCUUUUAUGUAUAAUACAAAUUGUGUGCAAUAUAAACAGAAAUAUUAACUUAUCAUAGUAGAGGUCAAAUACAUUGGAUUAUUUGUGACAGUUGGAAUGUGAUUGUAGACUUGUUCAUUAUAAUACUUUAUGAACAUGACAUUUUAUUUCCCUACAAUGUUUUAUUUGAGUAAGAUAAACUGGAAUAGAUCAGAUGCAACAUGUUUGAUUUAUCAUUACGAUACUUAAACAAUUUUCAAAGUAUUUAGGCCUGUGUGUGAGCUUGUGAGUUUUACCUUUUAUGACUUGUUACUGAAUGUCUUUCGGAAAUUGUGGAUGCUUCUUGAACUGAUGGAGGAGAAGGGGGUAAAGGUGGCACAUAAUUUUGAGAGUAUUUUCAGUUCAGUCAUUGAGAUGAAUUCAGAAUCCUUUCAAAUUCAGUCAGCCUUCUUAUUGCUCAUUUUGAUAUUUCACAAAUGUUCACUCCUGCCUCAGAUGUGGCACAAUAUUCUGAGAAAAUUUUCUAUAAGCUCACAGACUUUUAGAUUACAAAAAAUAUUUGUAUGAAUCAAAAACAAAUCCUAUCCAUGUGUUUCUUGGAAACCUCUCUUUAUUGAGUUCGGAAUUCUACUACUAUCUUGCCUCUUGAUUUACAAAUCAGCGAUAUUUGUCAAAAAUUACUUACUCAAGGAUAGGAACAUAUUUUAAGCUAAUACUGAUGUCUAGAACUAUAACACCUUACAUAGUAAUCCUAUUCUUCAGGUGUCAGUAUCAACAGCUCACUACAAAAAAUUGACAUACAGUACAUGCACAAUCAUUUUACAGUGCUUUUCCAGAUGACGUUACACAAUUACAUUCAAUACACAAGUUGAAGUGCCAAGUAAAAUCUUUCCUGCUGCAUAACUGUUUCUGUACAAUUAGAGACCAUACUGAGCAUAAAAAAAGGAAAGUAAUAUUAAUUUUAACAAUAAUAUUGAAUGCAUUAAUUACAAUUUGAACUGUAUAAUUCUAAACAACUUAUAACAAGUAAUGUAUCUCAGUUUCUGAACCUCCCUCCAAUCGCGAUCUGGAUUUUCAUCCAAUUUUCAUGAUCUUUGGUGCAAUGCUGAGAUAGUCCCUUAUUUUGUUUCUGGACAUAAAUGUAACUUCAUUAUCUGUGCACGUCUUCUAGAGUUCUGUGGGUAAUAUAGUUUUUCAAUUAUCAUUCUGUGUGUUCUAAUGGCAUGUAGUCAAUUCUUUCACAAAGGGCACGAUGAGGAAUAAAAGCAAAUAUCUACAGCUUUUUUACCUUCGCAAGUAGUUUUGUUUGAUACUGGAGUGAAUUUUUCUUAUCAAUUCUCACCAAAAAUUCUUAUUUCCAUUAGUGGUGUUGAUUGGGAAGUUGUCUGUGUGUUUAACUUUUCAUAAGGAAUGUUAUGAAAUUAUAAGAAAACUUCGAAGCAAUAUAUUCCUUAUGAAAACUUUCUUCCAUCUGCAUUCAAAAAAUUAAACUGGUAUAUGUAUGGAUUAGGGUAGGGAUUCCAGAAUUUAAGAAAACAUGCUCAGAUACUCUUCUUUCCAUAGUAUGUCACACAACUUUUAACUGUUUUUGAUGGUAAAUAAAUAUAUAAAUAAGAAUUAUUCUCAUUCUUAUGGUAUAAAAUUCUUAAAAGCAUAUUGUUCAAUUUCUGUGCACACUGAGUGCUAUGGGGAUGCAACUUCAGUGUAUAUAGAAAUUCUAGCAGAUUUAUUUAGUGGCAUGGAGUGACUGUAGUAACAGCAACUCAUAUCUCCUCUGAGUGAAACAUGAAACAUAUAUGAAGCAUAGUUUGCUGCAUAUUUGUUAGUGUUCUUCAAAUAAUUCACAUUGUCAAUAGUUUGGCUGUAGAGUGAAACCAAUGUGCCUCAUUUGGGUGGCAUUCAAUGUAUUAUAAAUCGUCAGUUGAUAUUGUUGAGAAGAUAUGUAAUUCACAAUUAUGGUAUUUUUUCAAUCAUUAACAUUUUGUACAUAAUCUGGAAGACAGCAGCAACAGCAGGUAUGUCUUGAGCACAUGUAGAAUAGACAGUUCUGCAAGUCUCUCAUUUAUAGAAUGGUUGUGUCCUAAAUGGUUGAAAACUUGAGAUUCACAAUACACACUUACUAAACAUUUGUAGAUUUACAAUUCCAUUAUGAAGAUCUAGCUUUGUUAUUUUGAAACAUUAUUUAUGAUUUACCAGAGGCCUUCAGUAGAAAAACUGCUGCCAAACAAAGAUACAAAAAAAUUCUCAAAACCGCAAAUGUUUUCUGUAAAAAAGCGCUUCAAAUUUCACAUUUACAAACAAGCUUAAACAAUAUUUUCUCAAAAACAGCUUCAAAUUUUUCAAUGAAAAUUUCUAUAUGGGACAAGGUUUUACUAUUCUGUAAUAUUCUUAAAGUCUUGUUUCGAUUCUUCUAUUAAAAAGAAGGAAAAUUGAGAGAAAAAGUAGUAUGGCAGCUGGCUAGAGGAUGGGGCAAGACUGAAAACCUAGCCUAGAACAAAGAAAUUAGAAAACUAACUUGUUCGAGAAAGUCUGUGCCAUUCUCUAGCAGCACUAGUUUGGAUUUGUCCUGAGUU